GCAAUUCCAUGGAUAUUGUUCAUUUCAUUACUGUUGUUGUUUCCAUACUUAUCUCUUCUUUACAAGCUUCUGGGGCAGUUGAUUCCAUCCUUCAGCCCAAUUCCUUAAUGACUGAUGGCAUGACAUUAGUGUCCAAAGGUGGAAGCUUUGAACUUGGCUUCUUCAGUCCUAGAAGCUCUGGUAAACACUAUCUGGGAAUUUGGUACAAGAACGUCCCCAUUCAGACAGUUGUUUGGGUAGCAAACAGAGACAAAUCAAUCAAUGGUUCCUCUGUCACUGCUAAAUUAAUGCUCAACAGCACAGGCAACCUCGUCCUGGCCCAAGAUGACACUAUUAUUUGGAAUUCAACUUCUCUGAAACAAGUGCAGAAUCCAGUGGCUGAGCUCUUGGAUUCUGGAAAUCUUGUGGUUCGAGAUGAGAAGGACGAUGAUCCAGAAGCAUAUUUGUGGCAAAGCUUUGACUACCCAAGUGACACACUGCUCUCGGGGAUGAAAUUGGGAUAUGACCUGAGAACAGGUUUGAAUAGACGUCUAACAGCCUGGAGGACUCCGGAAGAUCCAUCUCCAAGUGACUUUUAUCUAACUCUAGCCCCCCGUGACUAUCCUGAAUUUUAUAUAAUGAAAGAAGGUUCAAAGUUCUUCAGAAAUGGACCAUGGAAUGGCGUGGGACUUAGUGGCUCACCAGAACUGAAAGAGAAUUACAUUUUCGAUUUUGAGUUCGUAUCCACAAGAAAUGAGGCUUUCUAUCGGUACACCCUCAAGAAUAGUUCUAUAAUCUCAAGGUAUACGAUCAACCUAACUGAGCAAGCAGAUAUUCGCUAUGUGUGGUUGAAAGGUGAUGAAAAUUGGAAGCUUUAUGCUAAAAAGCCUAGUGAUUACUGUGACCAAUAUAAGCUGUGCGGGCCCAAUGGGAAAUGUGUCAUUACUGAAUCACCCCCCUGUCAAUGCCUUAAAGGGUUCGUGCCUAAGUCACCACAGAAAUGGAACUCAGUGGACUGGUCCGAUGGAUGUGUCCGCAAUAAACCUCUAAACUGCUCUGAAAAAUACGCAGACAAGUUUAUGAAAAUGGAAGGGUUGAAAUUGCCGGAAACUACAAAUUCUUGGCUUGAUGAGACAAUGAACCUAGUGCAAUGCAGAGAGAAGUGCUUGGAUAAUUGUUCUUGCAUGGCCUACACUAAUUCAGAUAUCAGAGGGGCAGGCAGUGGUUGCGUCUUGUGGUUUGGUGAUCUAAUUGAUAUCAAGUAUUAUGCAUCAGGAGGACAGGUUUUGUAUGUUCGAAUGCCUGCUUCAGAAUUAGAACCUGGGAGAAAUAAAAAGUUGAUAAUGAUCGUUGCCAUCACCAUUGCUGUGAUUUUAUGCAUUCUUUUAGUUGGGAGCUAUUUCAUUUACAGAGUCUGCAGGAAGAGGAUUGAGAAAUCAAGAAAUGCAGGAGUUGAAAUUCAAAACAAUGAAAGAGAUGAUCUAGAUCUCCCACUGUUCGAUCUUCCAACAAUAGCACAAGCCACUGAAAAUCUUUCAGAGAAGAACAAAAUCGGAGAAGGUGGAUUUGGACCUGUAUAUUGGGGAAAGUUACUAAAUGGACAAGAAAUUGCUGUGAAGAAGCUUUCAAGAAGAUCAGAACUUGGAUUGAUUGAAUUCAAAAAUGAAGUAAAAUUUAUAGCCAAACUCCAACAUCGAAAUCUAGUAAAACUUCUUGGCUGUUGCAUUCAUGAACACGAAAAGUUGUUGGUAUAUGAGUACAUGCCAAAUAGAAGUUUGGACUCCUUCAUUUUUGAUGAAACCAAAAGGAAAUUGUUGGACUGGUUUAAGCGCUUCCACAUUAUUAUGGGUAUUGGUCGAGGUCUUUUAUAUCUUCAUCAAGAUUCAAGGUUACGAAUCAUUCAUAGAGAUUUGAAAACAAGUAACAUUUUACUUGAUGAUAAGUUGAUUCCAAAAAUAUCAGAUUUUGGGUUAGCUAAAACUUUUGGAGAAGAGGAAAAAGAAGGCAGUACAAAGAGAGUAGUGGGCACUUAUGGAUACAUGGCUCCUGAAUACGCAGCAGAUGGGCUAUAUUCAGUGAAAUCCGAUGUUUUUAGUUAUGGUAUAUUAAUGCUAGAAAUUAUUAGUGGAAAGAAAAACAGAGGAUUUUAUCUAGAAGACUCAACACACAAUCUUGCUAGUCAUGCAUGGUUACUAUGGAAAGAAGGAAAAGUUUUAGAAUUGCUUGACAAGAACAUGCAGGAACUGUGCAAUGUAUCAGAAGUAGUAAGGUGCAUUCAUGUGAGUCUGUUGUGUGUGCAACAAAAUCCAGAUGAUAGACCCACCAUAGCAUCUGCAAUUUUGAUGUUGGAAAGUGAAGUGGCACUCCCUGAACCUAAACAGCCUGGUUUCUUUCCUGGCGUGGGCUCACUCAAGGAGCAUACUUCUAGCCCAAAUCAGAAGGAAUGCAGCUCAACCAAUAAAUUUUUCUGCAACAAGAGGAAUUUAGCUUGUAUUGGCCUUCCCUAUAGACUCUACAAUUCCAUGGACAUUGUUUCUUUCAUCACUACCGUUGUUUCCAUACUUGUCCCUUCUUUCCAAGCUUCUGUGGCAGAAAGUUCCAUCCUUCAGUCUAAUUCCCCAAUGAGUGAUAGCACGAGAAUAUUUUCUAAAGGUGGAAGCUUCGAACUUGGCUUCUUCACUCCUGGAAACUCCGGUAAACAGUAUCUGGGGAUUUGGUACAGAAGCAUCCCAAUUCAGACAGUUGUUUGGGUAGCAAACAGAGAUAACCCGAUCAAUGGUUCAUCUACCACUGCUACUUUAACACUCAACAGCACAGGUAGUCUUGUCCUCACCCAAAAUGAUAGUGUUAUUUGGUACUCAACUCCUCUGAAACCAGUACAGAAUUCAGUGGCUGAGCUCCUAGAUUCGGGAAACCUUGUGGUACGACAUGAGAGAGGCCAGAACUCAGAAGCCUAUUUGUGGCAAAGCUUCGACUAUCCGACUGACACACUGCUCUCGGGGAUGAAAUUGGGAUGCGACCUAAGAACAGGUUUAAAUAGACGUCUAACAUCUUGGAAGACUCCAGAAGAUCCAUCUCCUGGUGAUUUUUCUAUAACUGUCGACCCUCGUAAUCAUCCUGAAUUAUAUAUACUGAGAGGAAAAUCAAAGUUCUUCAGAACUGGACCUUGGAAUGGCGUGGGAUUUGGUGGCUCCCCGGAACUGAAACAAAAUCCUAUUUUUGAUUUUGGGUUCGUAUCAACUAGAGAUGAGAUAUACUAUUAUUGGCACAGCCUCAAGAAUAGUUCUGUUAUCUCAAGGUAUGUGAUCAACCAAACUGAGGAGGCUCGAAUUCGAUAUGUGUGGACGAAAGGUGAGGAAAAUUGGAAGAGUUAUACUAAAAAGCCUAGUGACAAUUGUGAUCAAUAUAAGUGGUGUGGACCUAAUGGGGAAUGUGUUAUCACUGGAUCACCCCCAUGCCAAUGCCUAAAAGGGUUCACCCCCAAGUCACCUCAGAAAUGGAACUCAGUGGACUGGUCUGAUGGAUGUGUCCGCAAUAAACCUCUGAACUGCUCUGAAAAUGGCACAGACAAAUUUAUAAAAUUGGAAGGAUUAAAAGUGCCUGAAACUACAGACGCUUGGCUUGACAAGGCAAUGAACCUAGAGCAAUGCAGAGAGAAGUGCUUGGAAAAUUGUUCUUGCAUGGCCUAUACUAAUUCAGAUAUUAGAGGGGGAGGUAGUGGUUGUGCCUUAUGGUUUGGUGAUCUAAAUGAUAUCAGAUCUUAUGCAUCUGGAGGACAGGAUCUGUAUGUUCGAAUGCCUGCUUCAGAAUUAGAAUCUGGGAACAAUAAAAAGUUGAUAAUGAUCGUUGCCAUCGCCGUUGCUGUGAUUUUAUGCAUGCUUUUAGUGGGGGGCUAUCUCAUUUGUAAAGUCUACAGGAAGAGGAUUGAGAAAUCAAAAAAUGCAGAAGUUGAGAUUCAAAACAAUGAAAGAGAAGAUCUAGAUCUCCCACUGUUUGACCUUCCAAUAAUAGAACAAGCCACCGAAAAUUUUUCAGAGAAGAACAAAAUCGGACAAGGUGGAUUUGGACCUGUAUAUUGGGGAAAGUUAUUAAAUGAACAAGAAAUUGCUGUGAAGAAGCUUUCAAGAAGAUCGGAACUAGGAUUGAUUGAAUUCAAGAAUGAAGUAAAAUUUAUUGCCAAACUCCAACAUCGAAAUCUAGUAAAACUUCUUGGCUGCUGCAUCCAUGAACAAGAAAAGUUGUUGGUAUAUGAGUACAUGUCAAAUAGAAGUUUGGACUCCUUCAUUUUUGAUGAAACCAAAAGGAAAUUGUUGGAUUGGUUUGAGCGCUUUCACGUUAUUAUGGGUAUUGGACGGGGUCUUUUAUAUCUUCAUCAAGAUUCAAGGUUACGGAUAAUUCAUAGAGAUUUGAAGGCAAGUAAUAUUUUACUUGAUGACAAGUUAAUCCCAAAAAUAUCAGAUUUUGGGCUAGCAAAAACUUUUGGAGAAGAGGAAAAAGAAGGUAUUACAAAGAGAGUAGUGGGCACUUAUGGGUACAUGGCUCCUGAAUACGCAGCAGAUGGGCUAUAUUCAGUGAAAUCUGAUGUUUUUAGUUAUGGUAUAUUAAUGCUAGAGAUUAUUAGUGGAAAGAAAAACAGAGGAUUUUAUCUAGAAGACUCAACACACAAUCUUGCUAGUCAUGCAUGGUUACUAUGGAAAGAAGGAAAAGUUUUAGAAUUGCUUGACAAGAACAUGCAGGAACUGUGCAAUGUGUCAGAAGUAGUAAGGUGCAUUCAUGUGAGUCUGUUGUGUGUGCAACAAAAUCCAGAUGAUAGACCCACCAUAGCAUCUGCAAUUUUGAUGUUGGAAAGUGAAGUGGCACUCCCUGAACCUAAACAGCCUGGUUUCUUUCAUGGCAUGGGCUCAAUCAAAGGGCAUACUUCUAGCUCAUCAGGUCAGAAGGAAUGCAGCUCAACCAAUGAAAUGACAGUGAGUUUACUUGAUGCCAGAUGAAUUUGAUUGUGAUGGCCGUAAGUUUCAUGCAACCAUGCUUUAUAAUGUACACAUAAAUAAAUUGAUUGUUUGGAGAUUCUCUUU
Messenger RNA from Neltuma alba, 5054 nucleotides. RefSeq lists its product as uncharacterized. The transcript is spliced from 14 exons. Bases 9 to 4970 code for a protein of 1653 amino acids. NCBI's taxonomy places the organism in Eukaryota, Viridiplantae, Streptophyta, Magnoliopsida, Fabales, Fabaceae. The record is from RefSeq and is a predicted model, not a curated record. Gene Ontology annotation, molecular function: ATP binding; protein serine/threonine kinase activity. Gene Ontology annotation, biological process: recognition of pollen; protein phosphorylation. Gene Ontology annotation, cellular component: plasma membrane.